Pelobates fuscus (common spadefoot toad) is the source of this 2855-nucleotide messenger RNA. RefSeq names its product NAD(P)HX dehydratase (gene NAXD). The record is from RefSeq and is a predicted model, not a curated record. The transcript has 11 exons. The coding region runs from base 487 to 2403 and encodes 638 amino acids. Gene Ontology annotation, biological process: metabolite repair. Gene Ontology annotation, molecular function: ATP-dependent NAD(P)H-hydrate dehydratase activity. NCBI's taxonomy places the organism in Eukaryota, Metazoa, Chordata, Amphibia, Anura, Pelobatidae.
CUUAGAGGUCAGUAGCUGUUUAUAUGGUCCUGCUAAACCAAAGCUCAGAAAAUAGUCUUAUAAACGCACUCCAGGGUCAAACCAUCCGUAUGCUAUCAUAGGGCACUGUGUGGACUUGGUCACCAUGGGCUAUUCAAUAAAGUUUAUUGCAAUCGCCAGCCUGCAGCCAGUGACCCAGACUGAUGACGUCGCGGCCGCGCGUGCUGUUGUUUAUCCAGCGUAUGAUUAGUUUUGGUUCGCCCAAGCUUUAUUGAUAAGUGACAGCGCGGACAGCACGGUCCCUGUGUGUCUUGCCAGUGCAGCCAUGCAUGAGUCCGGGAAGUGCCGCAGCCCGCCGCCUCGCUGCGCUGUGUGAGCGGCUCUCCGGGCACUGUGUGCGUGUUCCUGCCAUGAUAGCCGCUCCGUGUUGGCCGGGGGCCGGGGAGUGACAGAGGCCGAGUCCAGCCCGUUCCCCGCCUGGUGAUCGAUCUCCCCGGUGGCGGCAGGAUGUCGGUGUGCAUGCGGCGGCUCAUCACCAACACCCGGGGCUUCCUGUGGUCGGACAUGGAGACCCGCGCCCUGCUGGAUAUCUGGGGGGAGGCGGACGUGCAGUCAGCCCUGGACGGUAAUUUCCGUAACAGCCAUGUGUACCGGGACGUGGCGGCCCGCCUGGGGGAGCUGGGCUUCGAGCGCACCCCGGAGCAGUGCCGGAUUCGCAUUAAAGGCCUGAAGCGGCAGUAUUACCAGGCCCGGGAGGGCUUCAAGAAGAACGGGCACGCCCGCAAGAUCUGCCGCUACUACGACGAGAUGGACCGGAUCCUGUGUGCACGGCCUGCACCGGCUAGCAGCGGGGAACCGGCCCUGCCAGAGACAGCCGGCAUGAUACUGCUGCACCCAGAGCCCCCCUGCAGGGAAGACCUGCCCGGAGACCGCAGGGAGAGGGAAGAGGAGGAGGAGAUGGAAGAUGAGGAGGAAGCAUCAGGAGGAGGACCAGAGUCAUCUCAAGAUAACUUCACUGAGGACUCCGGGGAGGGCUCCUCCUGUUACACAGAGCACCCCAUCAAAGUGGAAGAUGGAACCAGCUUUGCCAUCCCUCUGCCACCCAACGAAGGGUAUAAACACAUUAAUGCCAAGACAAAUCCACUGCAAAAUCCACAACUUAAAAAAUCCAAGAAACGGCACUGCAAUGUGACAUUAGACAAAAUGAUGGAGCGUUUCCUGCAGCAGAGUGUGGAUGCAGAGGAGAAGUUUUACAAGUAUGAGGAGCAGCGACUGCAGAUUGAGGAUAAGCGUCGGGAAGCAGAGCACACUCGAGAACUUCAGAUGUUGCAGAUGCUGGCACAAAUGCUCAACGGGAUUUCUUCUGCUUCUCAGCUGGCUGCGCCUAGCCGUGCAAGCCCCCCUCACAGAGCAAAUCUUCGACCAUAUACAGAACCAGUGCACUUUAAUUCUACUACAUCUACUUUUCCCUCUCCUAUAGUUUUAGAGAGAUCAUUCUCUCUGCGCCCCACACGCCCUGCAAAGGAUAUGGAGAACAUUUUUCAACUGGUAAGAAAUGUUAUUCCACCUCUUGCCCCCAAAAAGCACAAAGGACAGGAUGGCAAGAUAGGCAUCAUCGGAGGCUGUCAAGAGUACACUGGGGCACCGUACUUUGCAGCUAUUUCUGCUCUGAAAGUGGGUGCUGAUUUAUCCCAUGUAUUUUGUACCAAAGAUGCUGCAACCGUGAUAAAGUCGUACAGUCCAGAGCUUAUCGUACAUCCCGUUCUUGACCAGCCAAACGCUGUGCUUGAGAUUGAAAAAUGGCUCCCACGACUACACACAAUUGUAGUAGGACCAGGGUUGGGGAGAGCUGAUUCCAUUCUGGAAAAUGCUAAGAGCGUUAUUGAAAAAGCAAAAUCAAAAGGCAUUCCUAUUGUGAUUGAUGCCGAUGGACUUUGGCUUGUUGCCCAGGAACCUUCAAUUAUUCAAGGUUACCAACGAGCUGUGCUCACCCCAAAUUUUAUGGAGUUCAGCAGGCUUUAUGAAGCUAUGCUCACAGAGCCUGUGGAUAGCAGUGACCAUCAUGGAAGUGUUUUAAGACUUAGUCAAGCAAUGGGCAAUAUAACAAUUGUUCAGAAAGGAGAACGUGACCUCAUCUCAGAUGGAGAAAAAGUGUUGGUAUGCAGCCAUGAAGGUAGUAACCGCCGCUGUGGAGGACAGGGAGAUCUCCUGGCUGGGUCUCUUGGAGUUUUGGUACACUGGGCAUUUCUUGCUGGACCCGAAAAAAUUAAUGGUCAAAACCCGUUCCUUGUGGCAGCCUUUGGUGCCUGCUCACUUACAAGACAAUGUAACCACCAAGCUUUCCAGAAACAUGGACGUUCAAUGACGACAGGCGACAUGAUUACUGAAGUUGGAACCGCUUUUAACAAACUCUUUGAAACCUGAUACUACUGAAGCCGAGCACUGAACAGUGGCCUGUGGACUGCUAACGAAUUAGAGAUGUACAUAGAGCCCCUUUCCUAAUGCUGUAGCAGUAUUUUAAACAUGCCAUACCGGCAUGCUCAAUUUUCAGUGUAGAAAACAAAAUGAGAAAAUACUGUAGAUUUAUUUAUUUUUUUUUUUUUUAAACCACUCAAACAUGGCAGGUGGAAUACAGAAGAAUCCUGAUUGAGACAAACGUCUACAACAAAAGUAAUUGAAAUAAAACAAGUGGGACUGGAUUUUGUUAAUUAUAUGAAAAAAAAGACUUUCCGGAAAGCAUUUUGGUAUUUUAGUUAGUACAUCGAAUAUUAAAUUUACUGAUUGAAAGUAGUUUAAUUGUAAGUCCCUAUACACAGAUUUGCACUAUAUGUAUUGUUUUAAUGAUUUAUUUAAUCCUUAAAAAACAAACAAACAAA